AUGGAUCGCAGCAGCCGACCCGCCGCGGCCUACGCAGCUGUCGCCGCGAGCUACUCAAAUGCCGCCGCGAGCUACUCAACCGCCGCAGCGGCCUACCUAGCUAACGAUCCCGUCGGCCACAAAACUGCCGCCGCGGCCUAUGCAGCUUCCGCCGCGGCCUACUCAGCUUCCGCCGCGGCCUACUCAGCUUCCGCCGCGGCCUACGCAGCCGACGACGCGGCGGAAGCUGACGACCCCCUCGGGGACCCAUCUGCCGCCGCGUCGUCCGUCGCCGUCCUCGCUGUCGUCCCCGCCGCCGACCCCGUCGACGACCUCAACAAACCCCCCGCCGGCCCCGUCGUCGUCUCCGCCAACAACCUCCGCCGCUGA
Messenger RNA from Zingiber officinale, 369 nucleotides. Its product is annotated as antifreeze protein Maxi-like. Bases 1 to 369 code for a protein of 122 amino acids. Lineage: Eukaryota; Viridiplantae; Streptophyta; Magnoliopsida; Zingiberales; Zingiberaceae. The record is from RefSeq and is a predicted model, not a curated record. The transcript has a single exon.